Messenger RNA from Suillus plorans, 3867 nucleotides. RefSeq lists its product as uncharacterized. NCBI's taxonomy places the organism in Eukaryota, Fungi, Basidiomycota, Agaricomycetes, Boletales, Suillaceae. The record is from RefSeq and is a predicted model, not a curated record. The transcript has 11 exons. Gene Ontology annotation, molecular function: protein binding. The coding region runs from base 1 to 3867 and encodes 1288 amino acids.
AUGUUGGAGCUCAGUCAAAUCGCCACACCCCUGCGAGAGUUCAAAGGUCAUAAAGAGUGCAUGAUGGCCGCAGUCGCAGUGCUCCCCGAUAAACGACGCAUGGUUACGGGCUCAUGCGACAAGACGCUUCGGUUAUGGGACUUGAAGACAGGUGUCGUGUUGAAGAAUAUGGAAGGGCAUCGCAGUGACGUGCAGGUAUUGACUGUAUCAGGAGAUGGGCAAUUGAUAGCAAGCGGUGAUCUGAAAGGAGAUGUCAUUAUUUGGCACGGAGAAACUGGCAACUCACUCACCGAACCCAUCAAAGCCCACUCCAGUUGGAUCAACUCGAUGGAUUUUUCUCCUGAUAGAACAGUGCUGGCCACUGGUUCAUGCGACGGGCUGACGAAGCUGUGGAACACUAAAACCUGGGAGCAACAAGGAAAUCCAGUAAAGUGUGGUAGUGAUGUCAAAUGCGUACGAUAUUCGCCCUCUGGACAACUUCUUGCGAUCGCAACAAAAGACAAUAUACAAAUUUAUAAUCCAGGCACGAGAGAAUGCGUUGCAUCCUUCAAAGCUCACAAUGGAAGCAAUAUGUCACUCACAUGGACGCCCGAUGGCACACGCCUUGUCACAGGUGGCAGUGCUCUUGAUCCUACCAUACGCAAAUGGGAUACAACAACCUGGGAGCAGGUCGGUGAUCCCUGGAUAGGCCACUCUAGCCAAAUCAAUGCCAUUGCCAUUCACCCUGCUGGCAUACUCAUCGCCUCCGCAUCUGAUGACAACCACGUCUGUCUCUGGCGGCUCUCAGAUGGACAAAAUAUUGCAACCUUCAAGCACUCAUCUACGCCGUUAUGCGUCACUUUCUCCGUGAACGGCAAGCACAUCCUCAGUGGAGGUCAAGAUAAUAUGAUCUCGGAGUGGGCAAUUCUCGCCAUCACUACAGCCCGCGUUGCAUGCAUAGACGGUGACUUAUCUACCGCCGAAGGCCUACUCACGCAAGAUAUCAACACCAAUGUGAACAACCACGCUUCCUAUGCUCAUCGCUCAUUCUUGAUGGCUCGACAAUACAACUGGGACCGCGCCCUUCAGGAUGCAAUCAAAUCUAUCAGCAUUCGGCCCUCAUUGACAGGCUACAUCUCCAAGGGUAUUGCCCUCUGCGGAAAAGACCGCAUCGCGGAUGGGAGGGCAGCAUUUGAUGUUGCAUCAAUGUACACGGACCAAGAUCCGAAAAUCCUCCAUUUCCUGCUCUUGAUCAAAGCUAUUGCCCUCUUCAAUGCAGAUCAACAUGACGAGGCCAAUUUGCUCCUCAAAGAACUCGCUGCUGGUUGUCCGAAUGCCGAUGCUCUCCCGUGUGAUGUCGUGCAAGCAUAUCUGCGUCUUCAACUCGGAAUCAAGGUCUUAGAUGACGCACGUUACGAAGAAGCUGCUGACCAUUUUACCGCCGUUCUCAACUUCAGCGCUUUCUCAUCGAGUUCAUCCAUUCAUGCUAUGUAUGAGGACUUGGUGGUGCUCUUCGGCUGGGAUCUCGAAUCAUUGUGGCUCACUGCAAACCAGAAACGUUGUAAUGCACUCGUUCGGGCAGAUAGACUUCAAGAUGCCGUCAAAUCAUACCAAUACAUGACGGACAACAUCGAUGAAACAACGAAAGUCAGCUGCGUUGAAUGGUCCAACGGCAAGUCUUCACAAGAAUGCAGCGCCAUCUUUCUCACCAAGGGAGAUACUGCCCUCGCUGUAAACGAUUUUGACAGUGCUAUUCACUUAUACUCGGCUGCGAUCGACCUCACCUCUCCAUCUGAUGCUGUCUUUGCAAAUCGUAGUAUGGCCAAAUUAGGUAAAAAGCUUUGGGAGGAUGCGCUUCUCGAUGCGCAAAAAGUCACCGAACUCAAUCCUUCGUCGAAUGUAGGAUACCGGUUGAUACGUUUGGCGUUGCGUGGUGCGCAACGUUACGACGAGGCCAUCCCCUUCGAAAUUAUGUUGUCCAAGUGGGAUGAUUCUCCCGAAGCGCAGAUACGAUAUAUGCAUCAGCAGUAUGUCUGUCCAUCCGAAGCGGAGGACGCUAUUCAAAAAGCUGUUUGGAUGGAACUCGAAUAUGCCCCCCUACGUCUACUCAAUACCUCCACGGGUCUUUUGUGCGAUCGAGCGGCACAAAUAAAUGCCUUCAAAAUGAGUGCAGAGUACAAGGAGCUUUUGUCAUGCACAACGGAGCAUUCAGGCCUCCAACUGGACCGCAUCAAGGAAGUAGUAGCAAUAUACUUCCGCUGCGUCAUGCUAUCACACAGGUGGGAAGAGAAGGAGGCGUUGCUGCACGACAUCCAGGAUAAAGAUGUGCGCGAGUUGAAGGGAGUUGGCGGCAUCGCGAAAGUGCAGUCGUUCUGCAAAGUCGCUCGUGAUGCUGGGUAUCUUUGGGCGUGGAUGGACACAUGCUGUAUCGACAAGAAGAGCAAUACCGAGGUUCAAGAAUCGAUCAACUCCAUGUUCGUCUGGUAUCACCAUUCAGCGCUCACCAUCGUCUACCUAUGCGAUGUACCUUCUUCAUCCCCGCCCGGUGCACUGGCGAGGAGUGUUUGGAACAAGCGAGGAUGGACCUUUCAAGAAUUACUCGCUCCGAAAGUUGUGAUCUUUUAUCGGAAGGAUUGGUCAUUAUAUCUCGACGAUCGCUCUCCCAACCACAAAGAGUCCCCUGCAAUAAUGAAGGAGUUGGAGGAUGCGACAGGCAUAGAUGCGCGGGCUUUAAUGACCUUCUGUCCAGGUAUGAGCGGCGCCCGGGAGAAACUGCAAUGGGCAUCGAAGCGCGUUACCACCGUGCAAGAAGACGUUGCGUACUCAUUAUUUGGCAUCUUCGGCAUCACACUACCUGUCAUUUAUGGUGAGAAGAAGCAGAAUGCGCUCGGGCGGCUCAUGCAAGAGAUCGUGGCUCGGUCGGGCGACAUUUUUGUACUCGACUGGAUCGGAGAACCUUCCGAGUUCAAUAGCUGUCUUCCAGCCAUAUCACCUCCUACGCCACCCCCCCCCCACGCACCCUUUCACCCUUACCUAGCAUUGAAAUUUUAUGUCGAGCUUGAACAGCUUAGAGCUCCUCGCUUUGCAAACUGCAGACUUCACCUACCUUGCAUUUCAUACCGUGUCACGGAAGUCAGACGGAUGCACAGUCAAACCCAGGAGGCUCUCAUCAUGUAUAAAAUCAAGGCAGACGGGCUUCACGACCUGUUAAUCAUCACUAAGGAGACCCUAGUUCAGUUCUGGUGGGCAAAGCCUAUUCAGCAGACGUUCUUACUUGUCCGCCCAUGGGAUCGGUAUCUCCUCGGGGUACCUGACUUUGCAGAGCAGCUUGACUUUGCAGACGAUCCAAAGAGCAUAGAAGAUUGCACGGAGCCUGGGUCCCUCAUGGAUCACUCUGACAAGUUACCCGGCGGUUUGCCUGUUGAAGAGGAGCCUGGCUCACGAGCGUUGCGGUUAAUGGUUCGCCUCGGACAGCCUUUCGACGCAUUUUUGCUAGCGCAGCAGCGUGUCGGAGAAUACAAGAGGAUCGCGUCGGACUAUAACAUCAUUGCACAAGUCAAAGACAUUGUAUCGAUUGAUAAUAUGGACAUCGGUACGGCAUCGGGUGCUAUUGCGUCGCUGUGCGUUCAUAGUACUCUCCACGGCUCUUUUCUUUCUACUAUGGCAACUUCUGCUUCAUUGCACGACCAUGUUGGUCUUCAGAAUGAUAAAAAGAAAUUUUGGCGAUACGAGAGAUUCACCGCCAACACCAGUGCUUCUACCGAAGAUGGAAUCUAUCUAUUGGAUGCGGGGACAACUAUCGGUCCUAUCAUUGAUGAUGAAUGCAAAUUUGUGCAUGUCUCUUUGCCAAUGACGUACCUGACUAGUGACUUCUUUUGGUCUUCGUAA